GCCGUCUGCAACUGUUUGCCGAGAUACACUGGGGAUGGGAAGGUCUGCACGCUCAUCAACACCUGCUUAAAUAGAAACGGUGGCUGUAGUGCAUUUGCCAUCUGCAACCACACGGGAGAAGAAGAGAGGACCUGUACUUGCAAGCCGAACUACAUUGGGGACGGGUUCACCUGCCGCGGCAACAUCCAUCAGGAGCUUCCCAGGAACCCCAAAACUUCCCAGUAUUUCUUCCAGCUGCUGGAGCACUCUGUGCGAGACCUGGCUGGUCCAGGCCCCUUCACCGUUUUUGCACCUUUGUCAACAGCCUUUGACGAGGAACCUCGGAUUAAAGACUGGGACAGACAGGGCCUCAUGCCCCAGGUUCUUCGGUAUCAUGUGGUCGCCUGCCACCAGCUGCUCCUAGAAAACCUGAAAUUGACCCCAAAUGUUACUUCUCUGCAAGGGGAGUCCAUUGUCAUCUCCGUCUCUCAG
Messenger RNA from Myotis lucifugus (little brown bat), 471 nucleotides. RefSeq names its product stabilin-2-like. The record is from RefSeq and is a predicted model, not a curated record. The transcript has 5 exons. Lineage: Eukaryota; Metazoa; Chordata; Mammalia; Chiroptera; Vespertilionidae. The annotation marks the transcript as partial.